AUGGUGCUGAUGCCAGAAACUCCCAAAUUUCUUAUGAUCUCAAGGCAAAAUCCAACGGCUGCAAUGAAAUCUCUCAGAUUCUACCAGGGUGAUCGUGAAGGUCUAGAAGAAGAAUUGGCAAAUCUCCAGUUGGAGAGCAAGGACACUGACGUAAAAGAACCUGAAGGAGGGAUUAAGGCAGUUCUUACUACCAGACAUCUGCGAGGCGCCUUUGCAAUCUCCGUUGCUGUACUUAUUCUCACCUUACCAUUCUAUCCUAUCCUACAAAACAGCACUUAUUUCUUCACACACCUUGAAGUUCCAAACAACAUCGCCCAGCUGUCGUCCUCUUUGAUGAUGGUGCUCCUCACAUGCUCAUGCGUGACAUCUACGUGCAUCGUUGACAAGCUUCCCAGAACGGUCAUCGGUGCAGUCUGCUUUGUGCCCAUCUACAUCGUUCCCUGCUCACUAGCUCUAACCUACGUCUACAUCUUCCUUCCGGAGACCAAAGGUCGUGAAACUAUCGAUAUUGUGAACGAGCUGAAAGGCUUCACGAAGAAAACUGAUGUCGUGAACGCUUGA
Ostertagia ostertagi is the source of this 561-nucleotide messenger RNA. The record is from the annotation of a GenBank genome assembly. NCBI's taxonomy places the organism in Eukaryota, Metazoa, Nematoda, Chromadorea, Rhabditida, Trichostrongylidae.